Thermochaetoides thermophila DSM 1495 is the source of this 945-nucleotide messenger RNA. RefSeq lists its product as uncharacterized. The transcript has a single exon. Lineage: Eukaryota; Fungi; Ascomycota; Sordariomycetes; Sordariales; Chaetomiaceae. The record is from RefSeq and is a predicted model, not a curated record. The coding region runs from base 1 to 945 and encodes 314 amino acids.
AUGCAAGAGGAACAAAACGUUUGGGCCCAACAAAGUGUUGAGGCAGAGAAGGAGUCGGAUGCCGAUACUCCGUUCCGUCAUGACAAUGGUGGUCAUGGAGACAGUGACUCCGAUGCGGACAAGAGCCUAUACUCGGAGAGUGUCUAUUCAGCGGAGAAUGAUGAACAUCGUCCCGUUCGUCCAGGAACAGAGGAGACCCCUACCGCGUACCGGCCGGGAGGACAACGCGGGGUCUCAGAUGCGAGUUCAAUUGACUGGAAAAUGUGGCUCUCAGCCAACCUCGGAAAGUUUGACCCUACCUUGUCUCCGUCGAAGCAGUCAGAGGUUGAGUUUGCUCUGCCGUCUAUGCCAAAGAGUUUUCAGUCAGGACACUUUGCGAGCGGCAGUGGCCAUGUCCGUGAGCAUGCCCAAAUACAUGGUGAAGAUGAGGACCACGCCCGCCACCAACAUGGGGGGGACGACGUCUUCACACCACCUGCUCACAAACCCACUCUUCCUAUGACUCCACUGAAACAGGUCCAACCGAACGUGGCCAAGCCUUCACCACUCCAGGUGAAAAAGAAAACUAGCACCCCCAAUGGUAGCGCCAGUGGGGACGGAAAGCAGCAGUUGAUGGCUGAAAAUGAAAGACCUGGCGCAAACGGACAUGGCCCUUCUGCUCCCGUCUAUCACUUUCUACAGGUUCCGCCGCCGCUGCCUCCGCCGCCAAUCCCUCCUCGAAGCAAGCUGCGGCCGUCGCCAUUGAGGCUUUCGAGGGUCAGCAACAGCGCUGUUGACAGCAAUGUAAGAAAGUCCUAUGGGGCGUAUUCCGUCACAUCGAGUCCUGGAUUGACAGAGGCCGUCCUCAGGCAGUUUGGGCCGGUUGCUGGGGGCAACAGUCGGUUGGGAGAGCAGGAGACUGCAUGCGAAGAUGAAAGAAGAGAUGAGGGUGCGGCGUUUAUCUGA